Punctularia strigosozonata HHB-11173 SS5 is the source of this 447-nucleotide messenger RNA. RefSeq lists its product as uncharacterized. The coding region runs from base 1 to 447 and encodes 148 amino acids. NCBI's taxonomy places the organism in Eukaryota, Fungi, Basidiomycota, Agaricomycetes, Corticiales, Punctulariaceae. Gene Ontology annotation, cellular component: mitochondrion. The transcript has 3 exons. The record is from RefSeq and is a predicted model, not a curated record.
AUGUUACGGCGCGCGCUUGCACCGACGGGGCGCGCCUUACGCGCUGCGCGCACCUAUGCUACUCCGACGGAGUACUCUCAACCGACUGUUGACCCUCAGCUAGGAGGCUACGACAACCCUCCCUACAUCUCCCGACAGCGCUUACCUGCGAAGGGCUGGAACUGGGAUCCCCAAAUGAGGCGCAACUUUGGCGACCCGUUACAUGAGCAAGAGGAGCUCUUGUCUAUGGUUGGACCCGACGUUCCCGUGGUUGAGCCUAAGAAGGCUCUCCGGUGGUUUACUAUCGCUACCCUCUCAUUCGUCACCUUCGGCUUCCUCUGCAAGGAUGUCUUCGUCCCCGAUUUGCCAGCCGUCAGGCGAGAAUAUCCCUUCGACGGUUUAGUUACUGAGCUAGGCGGCUUGGAGGAAAACAAGGCACGGCCGGAGCAGAUCAGCGAGGACGAGUAA